This is a messenger RNA of Tripterygium wilfordii, 1184 nucleotides long. RefSeq names its product protein GID8 homolog. The record is from RefSeq and is a predicted model, not a curated record. Gene Ontology annotation, molecular function: protein binding. Gene Ontology annotation, cellular component: nucleus; cytoplasm. Bases 228 to 956 code for a protein of 242 amino acids. Gene Ontology annotation, biological process: proteasome-mediated ubiquitin-dependent protein catabolic process. The transcript is spliced from 7 exons. NCBI's taxonomy places the organism in Eukaryota, Viridiplantae, Streptophyta, Magnoliopsida, Celastrales, Celastraceae.
AAACCCCGGAAGGCCGGACCUGAAUCCGAAAUCUAUGGAACAGGAGAAAGAGAGCAAUCAAUUAUUGGCGAAUUUUUUUCAGAGAAGCAAGGGAUCGGCUGAAAUUCAAUUGACUACCAGUACCAACACGAAGCUUGUUUUGUUCGAUCCGUCUCUUUUAGGACGGAUUUUUGUUACAGUUGGCUUUUUGAUUCGGAGUUGAUGGCAUUGAUGAUGGUGAGCCACUGAUGUCACUGUUCUGGAUUGUAAUUCGUCAGCUUGCGGAGAUCGAGGCUAUGGCUACAUCUAAGAAAGUCAUAACGAGGGAAGAGUGGGAAAAGAAGCUCAAUGAUGUAAAGAUUAGGAAAGAAGAUAUGAACAAAUUGGUGAUGAAUUUUCUUGUUACCGAGGGUUAUGUUGAUGCUGCUGAGAAAUUCCGGAAGGAAUCUGGCACAGAACCAGAUAUAGAUCUUGGAACAAUCACAGAUCGCAUGGCUGUCAAGAAAGCGGUGCAGAGUGGAAAUGUUGAGGAUGCCAUAGAGAAAGUUAAUGAUUUAAAUCCUGAGAUACUGGACACAAAUCCACAACUGUUUUUUCAUCUUCAACAACAAAGGUUGAUAGAACUUAUACGAAAUGGGAGAGUAGAAGAGGCUCUGGAAUUCGCUCAAGAGGAACUUGCGCCAAGAGGAGAAGAAAAUCAAGGCUUUUUGGAAGAAUUGGAGAGGACCGUUGCUCUGCUAGCAUUUGAGGAUGUCUCCAAUUGCCCUCUUGGAGAACUGCUCGAUAUGUCACAGCGUCUGAAGACAGCAAGUGAGGUGAAUGCAGCCAUCCUUACAAGCCAAAGUCAUGAAAAAGACCCAAAGCUUCCAAGCUUGUUAAAAAUGCUGAUAUGGGCUCAGAAUCAGCUUGAGGAGAAAGCCGCUUUUCCUCGGAUAAAUGAUUUAUCUACUGCUGUUCUUGAAGACCCUCCCGUUUGAAACACUUGAAGCUUCAAAUGGAUGAUUCUAAUUGCUUGCGCUGAAGAUAUGAACCAGAAUGGAUUUAUCAAACUUAUUGUGUAGCUCUAGGACACAAUAGCUGUAGGUUGUUAUUUGGUCAUGGUUUCAUUCGAUAAUAACUGUAGGUUUGGUUGGUUUUAUUUGGUGAAUGUGAAUACCUAUUGCUCAGCUUGAAAACUUUAUUCAAACCCUUCUAGUACCCGUUUU